This is a messenger RNA of Pelobates fuscus (common spadefoot toad), 1491 nucleotides long. RefSeq names its product tachylectin-2-like. The transcript is spliced from 4 exons. NCBI's taxonomy places the organism in Eukaryota, Metazoa, Chordata, Amphibia, Anura, Pelobatidae. The coding region runs from base 89 to 1336 and encodes 415 amino acids. The record is from RefSeq and is a predicted model, not a curated record.
UGGAAACAGUUCCUAAACUACACAAGCCAAAGACUUUUAGAAAUAUCCUGCUAGAGAUCUAGGAGUUUGCUUUCUGAUCUCUGUGAUAAUGAAUACACCAGACACCAUCCUGUUUGCCAUAAGCAGUGACUAUGUGGCUAGAGCUGGCCUACCGCCCAAGGAUCGUAUGGAUAGCUACUACGACAGAUCUACUGCUGUAGGGAAGCUAAAUGAUGUAACCAAGAUUGCGUUUAGCCCUGAAGGGCAGCUCUUUGCUGUCCGUGGCGGGGAUCUUUAUACUGGGCCCAUGCCUCUGUCUGCAAAUCUUGAUUGGUUCUCUACUGCCAAGAGAGUGGGAAAAGCUGAGUGGGUUCAAUUUAAAUUUCUAUUCUUUGACCCAAAUGGGCUUCUGUAUGCAGCUACAAAGGAUGGGGAGCUCUACAAGGGUCCAGCACCAAGCAAUGAAAAUGUGUCCUGGCGUUAUGGCCAAGCAACCAAGAUAGGACACUCUGCUUGGAAUAAACUUGAUGCGCUUUUCUUUGACCAAAAAGGCAAUCUGUAUGCUGUGACCGAUGGUGACAAGCUUGUGGUGGGAAGCCCUCCAUCCACAACAAAUGAUAAAUGGCUUGACUCCAGCACCACUAUUGGAAAUGGGGGCUGGCGAAUUCUCACCCAUUUCAUGAAGAUCAGCCUUGAUGACUUGCUGUGGUGUGUGGAUUCGCGCAAUGGCAACCUCUAUAAAGGGAAAAUCCCAACUAAAGAUGAUACCAACUAUUUUGAUAAGGCUGAGAAUCUAGGUUGGAACUAUAAUAAGUACCGCUUUCUAGCCUUCACCACUGAUAAAACCAUCCAGAGUGUUGUAAGCUUUGAAUUCCUACCUGCAUCAGGUAAAAUACUCUCUCAGCAGCCAGAAGUGGUCCAGUCUCAAAUCUACAAGAACACAAGCAGCGUUCCCUUAAAGUACUCCUUCUCAUUCUCCAAAACCAUGACUGAGACUAGCAGCUUUACCCAGGAGCAUGGCUUUACAGUAGAAGUUGGCGCAAGUGUCACUUUUACAGCUGGCAUCCCCAUUAUAGGUGACAUGGAGGCAACUAUUUCCAUCAACACCAGUACCACUCACACCUGGAGCUUCUCAAAGACCAAUGAAACCCAGACCAGCUUCUCAGCCAGCACGGAUGUAGAGGUGCCGGGUGGAAAGUCUAUACGUAUGAUGGCUUCUGUCACAAAAGCACAAAUGGAUGUGCCAUACACUGCCAAGAUCUGCACCCUGUUUGGCUAUGAAACCACCAUCCAGGGAACAUGGAAAGGGGUCACUCACUACAACCUGAUGGUCACUCAGGAAGACUACAGCGGCUGAGUUGGAUCACCUGUAUACAAUCUCCAAAUGUAGCCAAAUGGAAUGUGAUUAACUGAGGGCAUCUAAUCCACAUAGGACAUGGUCAAUAAAUGCAAUAAUGUAUGCUUAAUUGUUGGUGAAUUCUGGUGUACAGUUGCUAAAUAAACUAAAUGACA